This is a messenger RNA of Paramisgurnus dabryanus, 2978 nucleotides long. It is a transcript of the gene srp68, whose product is annotated as signal recognition particle 68. Gene Ontology annotation, molecular function: protein binding; endoplasmic reticulum signal sequence receptor activity; 7S RNA binding. Gene Ontology annotation, cellular component: signal recognition particle, endoplasmic reticulum targeting. Gene Ontology annotation, biological process: SRP-dependent cotranslational protein targeting to membrane. Lineage: Eukaryota; Metazoa; Chordata; Actinopteri; Cypriniformes; Cobitidae. The record is from RefSeq and is a predicted model, not a curated record.
CCCUUCCUGGGGAGUGGUGUACGUGUCCUACGCACGCGCUUUACAAGAGUACGUUCUUUUUUCCGAUCUCUGGAACAACGAACAUACAGUUUGAGUAGGCGACGGCGACGACGUGUUCUUCUUGAAUAAUGGCCACAGAACAGCAGACGAAUCAGGUGAAACUACAGACGAUGGACGAAAAUAAAGAGAACAAUAUCGACGGGAGUCUGGGCUUGGAGAUCCUGCAGAUCAUUAAGGAUUCCCAGCUACAGCAUGGACUCCGGCAUGGGGAUUACCAGCGCUACAGGGGAUACUGCUCAAGACGGCUGCGUCGACUGAGGAAGACUUUGGGCUUCAAAAUGGGCAACAGGCACAAGUAUACUGGGAAGAAGGUGACAGUGGAGAUGCUUUCGGACAGCAGACAUCUGUUGUUAGUAUUAAUGGAAGCAGAAAGAGCAUGGAGUUAUGCUAUGCAGCUAAAACAGGAAGCCAACACGGAGCCCCGGAAGCGUUUCCACCUUAUGGCUCGUCUGCGAAAGGCUGCUAAACAUGGAGAGCAGCUGGCAAAGCUGUGUGAAAGCCCUCGGGUAGACGCCAGGACCAAACUGGAGGCUCAGGCAUACAUUGCAUAUCUGACCGGAAUGGUCCAGUUUGAACUUCAAGAAUGGAAAUCUGCCAUGGAAGCCUUGAAUAAGUGCAAGACAAUAUAUGAGAAACUGGCAAGUGCCUUUACUGAGGAACAAGCAGUGCUUUAUCAUCAAAGAGUGGAGGAGAUCUCACCAAACAUCCGAUACUGUGCAUAUAACAUUGGUGAUCAAAAUGCUAUAAAUGACCUCAUGCAGAUGAGACUGAGUGCAGGUGGAGGUGGCGGCAUGAUGGCUGAAAAAUUGGAGGUGCUGAUCACCCAGACAAGAGCGAAGCAGGCAGCUAUGAUGAGUGAGGUUGAAUGGAGGGGUCGUACGGUUCCUGUUAAAAUUGACAAAGCCAGGAUCUUCCUUUUGGGUUUGGCAGACAAUGAAGCUGCUAUUGCAAAGGCAGAAAAUGAGGAGACAAAAGAGCAUCUGUAUGAGAGUCUGCUGGCAGAGUGCAGAGAAACCAUCCAGGCUGUCCGAGAGGAGCUCCGGACUGAUGUGAAGCAGAGGGCCGCAGACAAUGCUGAAAGUGGCAAGGUGUCCAAUCUUCAAUACCUGCAUAGCUACCUGACAUAUAUCAAACUGUGGACCGUAGUGAAAAGAAAUGAGAGCAUGGCUCAUGUACUGCAGGCUAAACUGAAGGAGCCCCAGACAGAUGAGAACAAGAGAGGACCGCGACCGCAAGACCUCAUACGACUCUAUGAUAUCAUCUUACAGAGUCUAGCUGAGCUGGCAACUCUGCAGGGUCUAGAGGAGGAUCAGAUCUUUCAGAAAGAGGUGGCAUUCAAGACGCUGGUGCACAAGGCUUACCGGUGUUUCUAUAUAGCGCAGUCUUAUGUUCUAGUGAAGAAAUGGAGUGAAGCUCUUGUUCUAUAUGAAAGGGUUUUGAAAUAUGCCAAAGAGGUGCAGGUAAAAGCCAAGAGCCUCAAAAACAGCAUCAAGGAUCUUCCAGAUGUCCAGGAGCUGAUUACUGAGGUCAAUACUGAAAAGUACUCCCUUCAGGCCGCAGCCAUCUUAGACUCGGAGGAUGUUGCUGAGGUACCUGCGCAACAGCCGUUUAAAGACACUACGCCUCUGUCUCAGCAUUUGGAUACUUUCCGACAUGACCCCAUCCUCCUGAGCAAGCAGCCCAAUCUGGUGCAGUUCCCUCCAGAAUUCCAGCCAAUCCCAUGCAAGCCUCUCUUCUUUGACCUGGCACUCAACCAUGUUGCUUUUCCACCUCUUGAUGACAAAGUUGAGCAGAAGGGCAAAGGUGGCAUCACAGGCUACUUUAAGGGCUUUUUUGGCUUUGGAAACUAAUGCUAGAUGAGCCUGAUUGGCAGCGUCACAGUACAUUUUAGUUAGUUCUGUUUAAUUUGUUACUAAUUCUGUCAUUACUUACUCCUCCUUGUGUCAUCUCCCACUGAGUUGAGUUAUUUUAUGUUUUCUUUUGAAGCUUUAGAAAAGGACAAACCCAAAAUGUUUUUUUUUUUUUAAUUCAGAGUGGUUGAGUAAUUAAAGUUUCGAUUUUGGUUGAACAAAAAUUUUGAUUCUGGUUUAUGGAUCUUUAUUCAGACCCAUAUCAUUUCCCAGAACCUUUUUGUUUUAGAUUUGAGGGGAAUAAAAGCAAUGUUCAAAAUUUAAAAUUGGUAUUUGGAGGUCAGAAUUAUAAGUUAAAUACAAGUUAUUUAAUAUUUUAUUUCUACAAGAAGUUUUACAUACAUCCUGCUAAGUGUCAUUGUUCAAGCUUGCGGCACAACAGUCAAUACAGCCUUUACCGCAGUGGAAACAUAAAUGAUUUAAUCUCCAAGCUAUUGAUCCCAAAAUAAAUGUAUUUUGCCUAGAUUAUAUAACCAAACUAUAUUAAAGUGGGUUUAUUAUCAGAUUGAGAUGGUGUAAAAUUGACACUGGAUAGCAUCUACUAGUUCCCACAUCAUAUUUUUUUUUUUUUUAAUAAAGAUUUUAACUUGUGUCCUUAAGUGGUCAGUUGCUGUCAGAAACUUGAUUUUGUACGAUUAAUUUUCAUUAAUUGGUAUGAAACCAAACUGCCAUAAGAUGAAGAUAAUGUUAUUUGAAUUGUCAGAAAAUAAUCAGCCUUUGUCAUCUGUGUGUUGUCUAAUGUGUAGAUUAAGAAAUGUAUUCAAUAUUUCCUACCUUGAAUUCUGAUCUCUACAUCUAGAAUGUUUUUUUGGCAUCUUGCAUGGACCCUGUGCACAUCACUACACUUUUAGGCAGCACACAAUAUUAAAAUAUUAAAUGCUUUGUGGAAAACAUUUUAGUGUCUUAUGUUGCUUUGAAAAUGAACUCAAAGAAUCUGUAAGGGGUAUGUAAACAAACUGAAAAUGUGUAAUUUCACAAAACUAAUUAAAAACUUAAAUUUUUAUCCCA